UGAUGUGUAUUGCGCAUGUAUGGUUACUGUGAAGAACAGCUGUAUGUGGACUUGCUGUUGUUUCGUGGAAGUCAUUCCUUUUCCUGGAAUUACGACUUUGGAGCUGAAGCUUGUCAUGUGUUAUGUGGUAUUGAUUCAGGAUUGGUUGUGACUACGCUGUGAGUGCUAGCUGCGGAGAAGCACCUACCCCAUGUAGCGAAGCGAAUUACAUUGAUGCACCUUUUAUGCGGUAGACAGAUACAAGGAGUGACGUUUUUGAUGUAGCACAGUGGUGAGCCAUCCAAGGAGGCUAGCCAUGAGUCAAGACUCCGAGUCUGAUGAUGAAGGGUAUAUGUGCAUGGAGCUGCCCACCCUCAUCAAGCAGCUCAGGUCCGUGCUGGACCAGUACCCUGAUGAUGGGCAGAUACUCAAGGAGUUGAUCCAGAAUGCUGAAGAUGCCGAGGCCAGUGAGAUGAGAAUACUGUAUGAUGUCAGACAUAUUGACCCUGAUUCCAGACUACUGAAGAAGAAGCGUUACCUAGCCUCAUUACAGGCCCCAGCCUUGUGUGUGUACAAUGAUGCCUUGUUCACGGAGAAGGACUGGCGCGGAAUCAAAAUGCUACAUGACAGUGUCAAAGAGGAGGAACCUCUCAAAGUUGGACGGUUUGGGCUUGGAUUUAAAUCUGUGUUCCAUGUCACUGAUUUCCCAUGUGUCAUAAGCGGGGACACUGUGUUGUUCAUCAACCCUCAGGAGAAGAAUAGUGACCGAGUCUGCUACAUGAAGAAACUGAGAGAUCUUUCCAAUGAAAUCAAGAAGAUGAUCCUUAAUGUCUUCAGUGGCAUCUUUGACUUCACAUCAGACACGGUACACAAGGGCUAUUACAGUGGAACCAUCUUCUGGUUCCCCCUCAGAACCAACAUCUCAAAGCUGUCGGACAACCUUUACACAGAGGAGAAAGUCAAGGAUCUUUUCCAAGCGUUUAAGUCUGAGGCGUCCAUCACUCUCUUAUUUCUGAAGUCAAUAGAGAAGAUACAAUUGUACCAGAGACUGAGCAGAAAGAUACAAGUCCGGUUCUCACUGCAGCUGUCUCAAGACUGUCUCCAGCAUGUGAGGACAGAGAAGCAAGAUUUCAUGAGAAAAGUGAAGCAGGCACAGGGAGGAAUACCAGCAGCAUCUGUAGAGAGUCAGUUGACUUUAACUGUGGAAACAGUGAAUGUUGCAGGGCCUAAGUCCUCACAGCAAUGGAUUGUCAUCAACUUCUACAAAGGAGGAACUAUGAGUCCAAGGUUCAGAGAUCUUUGCAGUGACAAAGCUCUUUCCUACGCCCCCUAUGUGGGUCUGGCUGUUCCUCUGGGUCAGCAGUGUAAAGGUCAUGUGUUUUGUUUCCUCCCGCUCCCCCUGGAGAGUCGCAGUCCCACAGGGCUGCAGGUUCAUGUGAAUGGUUUCUUUGCUUUGAAUCAGAACAGGAGACACGUCAAGUGGCCAAAAGCAGAUCAGCUUCAAAAUCAGGCUCACACCGACAAGGCUAUGGAGUGGAACAAGUGUCUUGUGAGUGAAGUUCUGCCUGAGGUGUAUUAUAGCAUUGUAAAUGCUCUUGUUCAAUGUUGCAAGGUGCAUACUAAUUCAAUUAUCAUCAUUCAGCAAAUCUACAGAAUGAUACCAGACAUUGAUGAUGUUGAUGUGAAUUGGAAGCCCCUUGUUUCAACAUUGCUGAAGCAGCUACACAAUAUACCUUUACUGUUCACACCGAGUCACCAGAGGAUGGGGAUCAAGAUGAAGGACGCCUUUCUUGUGGAUGUGGCCAAUGACGCUUAUUCGUUAAUCGUUGAAAUAUUUACUCUGUACAAGAAAUACAUCGUCCCAGUACCUUCAAAACUCAUGAAGACUUUAGAAAAACAUUUCAGCUCCCACAUUCACAAAGUGACACCUAAAGAUGUCUGUGACACACUGAGAUUGAGCAACAAUUUUACAAGAUUACCAAGACAGAAGAAACUCAUGCUGUUGAAAUAUCUCCUGGAAUCUGAUCAGUACAAGCACCUGGAGGGUCUGUGUCUUCUUCCAGUGGCUGAUGGCAACUUUGUGGCGUUCGGAGCACCUGCUGCUGUGUUCAUCUGUGACCAGCCAGAGGAUGUCAAACUCUUCCCAGGCCUGGAAAGUCAGUUGGUUUCACUGGACCUUCCUGAAGAUUUACACCAAGCUCUGAUGAAACGGGCAGGUGGCGGAUGGAAAGGCCUUUCCGUGAUGUCAUCUGCUGCCUUCCCUGGCCUGCUCCAGAAAUGUCUGUUGAGGCAUUUCCCAGAAGGUAAAGCUAAACUCCCUUCCCCAUCCUUGGAUGUCAGCUGGCUCAGGCAAGUGUGGAUCUAUAUUACAGCCCAUGGAUUUGAUGUUGAAUCUGUGUUCAGUGGUUUUCUUAUUGUGCCGGAUAUUGAUGCCUCUGGAAGAGGAAGACUCCACAGCAUCGAUGACGUCUUCAUUGCUCAGUCAGUGAGGCACUCUGAAUCUUUACCUCCAAAUGUAGGUGCAGCGCUGAAGAAACUAGGCAUUGUCCAUUUAAGGUAUGUUCCUGACUUUGUGCUGAAAAAUUCACAUGUUCUUGGGACAAUCAUUCAGUACUCAAAUCCAGUUGGUGUUGUAAGAGCAUUAGAGAAAGUAUACAGGAGGAAACUUAUCACAGCUGUACAACUGUUCAACUCCGAAUCCUACAAACAGGAAAGGUCUGCUUUGGUGGCCUACAUGAGAACCUGCCAGCGCCAGUUGUCCAAGGGAAGUAAAGCAGUGUUGAGGAAGUUACAGCUAUUUACUGCGACAGACAACAGUGAUUGUUCAGUGGAAACCUUAUGUACUCUGGCUCCUGAUGAACAAAUACCUGUACCCUACCCAGAGAGGUACAUCCAGUGUUCAUCUGCUGCAGUGAGACACCUGGCACUGACACUUGGUGCAACAGAAAGGCCAUUUCUUGAUGUCAGUCGACAAAUCCUUCAAAUGAUGCUGCACAACAAAAGAAAAUAUACAGAAAGUCAUACGGUAGAUUUUAUGGAGUUUCUCAUGGAGAAUCACCUUCAUAUUGUGAAUAAGACCAGGCAAAUUGCUUCAGAGGUACGGUUCCUUUCAUCCAGUGGAGGGUCAUCUGGACUGAGAGCUUGUGAUCUGUUUAGCCAAGAUGACCCAUUCCUGAAAGACUUAUUCCUGGGAGAAGACAAAUUCCCAGCAGAUAGGCACACACAAACAGACAGACUCAGAGAAGGAUUACUUCUUCUUGGUCUGAAAACAGAGAAAGACAUCUCAAAAAGGGAUAUUGUAUCAACAGCAGAGACCAUUAAAAAGCUAUUUCAAACAAAAAGGGAAUCAGAAGCAAAGUGUAAAGUGACAGCCUUGAUUCUCUUCCUUAAAAAUAAUAUUGAAUGCCAUGAGGACAUUAAGACUGCAUUACAUGAUAUAUCCUUUCUACCUGUUCUCAAGUGCCCCCCUUCCUGGCCUUUACCAUGGAAAGGUGAAAAAGAAAAAAGAAAAAUAGUGGCAUGUCCAAAGGAAUUGUAUGAUAAGAAUCUCUCGAGUUUGGUAGCAUGUUCUCAGCUAAUUCUUGAUCACCAUGUUGACAGUAACUCAGGAUUUGACAUUGAACUCCUCUCCAGGCUUGGCGUUAACAGAAGGGAAGAUGUUGAUGUGAGUGUUGUAGCAAAUCAACUGGUAUAUGUUUCUCAGGAAAUGAAUUCAUUGACCAGUGAUGAGAAAUUCAUUGAAUUGGAGAGAAUAUGCAAAGACAUAUACAAAUUCAUGAACAAGAUAGUUGAAAAUGAUCAGAAAAAUCAUGAACAGACUCUACAGUUUUUAAGAGAGAAAGACGCAGUGCUAACUGGAAAACAGAUGAUAAAACCCUGUCGGGUAGCUUUCAAUCUUCCAUGUGAUUUAUCUCCAUUUCUGUAUGAAGCUGACAAAAGUUUAAGUGUGUACAAAUCAUUUUUAGUGACCAUUGGUGUGAGAGAUAGCUUUGAAGUGAAUGGAAUACUGAAUUGUAUAGAAAAAAUCACCAGAGAAGCAGAUGCUAAAACUGUUUCUGAGGAAAGACUGACAUGGUUAGGGCGAGCUACACUCUAUCUUUCAGAACUGGUUACAUCUGUGAGUUUACCAGAGGGCAUUAUCAUUUCAUUACCAGAUGAAUAUAGAAUAAUGUCUCAAGUAGAUUCACUUUGCCUAGAUGAUUGCAGAUUUGUUUGUAAAAAUGAAAAGAUGCGAUUUGUGCAUCCGUGUAUUCAUCAGUCUGCAGCCAAAUUGUUAGGUGUCAAAGGGAAGCGAGAAGUUGAUCUGAAAGAAAACAUUCAAAGCUUCUCACCAUGUUUCUCUGAAUUUGGAGCUGGUGAAGAUCUUACAACGCGACUGAAAGGACUUCUUAGUGGAUACCCAUGUGAUUCUUCAAUCCUGAAAGAACUGCUACAGAAUGCAGAUGAUGCUGAAGCAACAAAACUGAUGUUUCUAAAGGAUUUCAGACAUCUGCCAACAGAAAAACUCCUCAAUGAUCGACUGAGCUCUGUUCAAGGCCCUGCACUCUGUGUUUAUAACAAUGCCUACUUUACAGAAGAUGACCUUGAAGGUAUUCAGAAAUUAGGUGUAGGAAGUAAGAAUGAUGACCCUUUAAAGACUGGACAAUAUGGAGUUGGAUUCAAUGUUGUUUAUCACCUGACUGAUGUCCCCUCAUUCAUCACUGCAGGACCAGGAACGGACAAAACUAUAUGUUUCCUUGACCCACAUGUGAAGUAUGUACCUCAUGCCACAUCUGAAAAACCUGGAGUUCGAAUAUCACAGUUGAAUGAAUUGAGAGAGAAAUAUACAGACACAUUUUCAGGUUAUCUUGAAGAUCGUGUUGUAAUUGACAUCUCAAAAGAAAAUAAAGGGACACUUUUUCGAUUUCCUUUAAGGACACGAGAAAUGGCUGCUGAAUCAAAGAUAAAAGUCAAAGAAGUCAGUCCACAAGAUGUUAGUGAACUUUUAGAUGAAUUCAGGGCUGACAUGCCCGAAUUUCUUCUAUUUCUUCAACAUGUGAAACAAAUAUCUAUUGCCAGCAUUACAGAAGAUGGUAGACUUGAUGUAGAAUAUUGUGUUGAAGCAACAAUGAGUGAAAAUGAUAUGUCUGUACAUGAUGGGUACAUGUCUCAUUUGAAAAAUCAGACUCAAAAGAUAAGAAAUCCUUCCGUUGGUUUUGGUCUUGAAGAUGUAUCGCCUUUGGAAGUUGAGUUGUCUCUCAGUAUCAAAGAAUCUGAAGGUAGACGGCAACAUUGGGUGGUAUUUCUCCAUUCUGGAUUUUCUAAGGCAACACCUAUUCCAGAAGCCCUCAUAUCAGCUUGGGAGGAUGGAGAAAUUCGUCUAUUACCAAGAGGUGGUGUUGCCAUGCUACUGUGUACUGAGGAGAAAAAGGAGGUAGAAUUCCAAGGUAAAGCAUUUUGUACCCUGCCUUUGCCGAUCCACACUGGGUUGCCUGUUCAUGUCAAUGGCAACUUUGCCUUUGAUCAUGAAUCAAGAAGAAACCUAUGGUAUGACAAUAAGGACUACAGGUCAUGUUGGAAUGAACAUGUUGUAAAUGCCAUCAUAGUUCCUGCGUAUAUCGCAGCUAUGCAGUCAAUGAAGACAAGAACUGGAUCGACCAAGGUCAAGUCACAAAACUGUGUUCAUGAAUAUCUCGACUGCUUUUAUAGCUUCUUUCCUGAUAGAAGCCACACAAAAAGUCAACUAUGGAAUGAUCUUGUUGUUUCAUUUUACACAGAUGUUGUGUCAAAAGAGAGAAAGCUUUUCGCUGUCGUAAAACCAUCAGGAGGAAUGUUUGCUGAUUUCAAAAAAGAAGAUAAAGAACAUUUAAAAUGCAAAGUUUUGUGGGUACCAGCUUCAUGCAAGAAAGGUUUCCCUGGAUAUUUCAAUAACCUUGAAAUAUAUUUCCCUCAAAAGAAAUCACAGAGUGAUUCAACAAAUGAUUGGAUCCAACAACUUCAACCACAGGAAGUCGCUUGCAGGCUUACCGAGAUACUCAAAGACUUGCAGAUGAAAGUUAUAUAUUCUCCAGGCAGAAUUCUGAAGAUUAUUGCUGACACAUGCAUGGAAAGUAAAAUGAAUUGUGUGACACCAAAAUCUGUCAUAGAUUUUCUUAAAUCUCACAGUUCUGUCUCUCAAGAUAGAUGUAGCCUUGGGUCAGUGGCUUUGCAGUUAGAACUCACAGUUUUGAAACAUCUUAAAUCACUUGAGUUGCUGACACGCUUCUGUCAGCUUCAUGAAGAUUUUUCUUCUGCGUUACAAUCUUUACCCCUGGCAGUUACUGAAUCUAUGAAACUGUGCACGUUUGAUGCAUCAAACCCUUUUUUUGUCACAAGGUUUACAGAUCUGCUUGCAGGAACACCUGAUCUGCUACUGCACAAAGAUAUUGUUGGACUGUAUGAAAACUAUAUAGAAACAACACCUGUUUUCAAGGAGCUUGACAUUAUUGCUUUUUCAAAGUUGAUAGAACAAACACUUUCUAAGAAUAUAUUUUGCACUGGAAGGCCUGUUCCUUGGCAAAACUCAGAUUUUCCAUCACAACAUUGGAUCCGAGACUUCUGGGAGUUCUUGUUCACACAGACGAACAAUAGUACAUCUCCUUUAGAUCUGACAUAUGUAGAAGAUUGGUCAUUGUUUCCAUCUACAAAAGACAAUGGUGAAAAUCUUAUUCUCUACCCUAUCAAAAAGAGUGGAAGUGUUAUCGAUAGUAAGUCAGUUUCCCCAAAGAAAUUCGAAACAGCUUUACGUAACAUGGAUGUUCCACAACUUGACAGUUCUUUGUUUUGUGGCAGUGUUGAUGCCACUAGAAUCACUUCAUCCAUUGCAGCCAGCUUGACUAUGCCAGUAACAGUAUUGAAGUUGUUAUCAAACUUUGAUUUCAGCACUUGUCGGGAUAUCACUGCAGUAGACUGUCGAGCAUUUUUACAAUUCUUUAGUGAAAAUGUUGACAAGAUAAAUGAUGAAAUAGGUGAACAAAGAACAAAACAGCUGCUUACACAGAUUCCCAUUUUCGAAUCAAUGUCUGAAGAACUGGUUGCUCUGCAUACUCACCAGAGACACUUUGUAGUAAAGGAUUACUCUACAGGGCCUAGUGAUGGUGUCAGUGAUUGGACCCGUGGUACAAGUAUGGUAUUACUUAAAGGAUUUGAUUCAUGCACAGAACUUUACAGCUUCAUGGGUAUACAUGUGCAUACACAGGAGCAACUAUAUACAGAUCUUAUUCUUCCAAAUUUUCAGUAUCUGCCAACGUCUGUUCUUCCAGUACAUUUGACGUAUAUACGUGAUGAGCUGUUGAAAAAGUCUGCGGAAUUUAGUGAUGAGCAAAAACAACUCAUUGAGAAGCUGAAAAGUGUAAAAUUUAUUGAAGCAUCAAAUGGAACACUCCAGUGCGCUAGUCAGUUCUACAGUCGGGAUAUUAAAGUUUUCACAUUGAUGUGUGACCAAUCUGAAUUUGCACCUCCACCCUAUGAUCAAGAGGUGUGGCAAAUGUUUUUGAAAUAUGCAGGUUUACAAGACCAUGUUACUUCUGAGCAUUUUUUGGCAUAUGCUAAGCAAGUUGAAAAACUUGGGCGACAGAGAAUGACUACAGAUGUUGAAGAGAAGUCAAAGGCUUUGAUGGCAUGUCUCGGAAUGAUGCAUGAAGAAUAUAUUGAGGAUGGAUAUGCACUUUCACAGAUUAAGAGUAUCAGAUUCUUAUUACCACACAGUAUCACUGAUGAAUGCCUGGGAAAAGAAUUGACAGUCAUAUACCCUCAGUUUGGUGAGGGAAAACAUCUAGUUUCCUACUCAGAAUCACUUGCCCCACAUCACUGUCAUUAUGUCUGGACAAGCUGCCUGAUGUUCCACCAUGAUGCAGAUCCAUCCUCAUGGAGUUUUGCAAGGAGAAAUUACAAAGAACUGCGGUCUUUAUUUGGAUUGCAAGACGGUCCUCACCCCAAAAAGGUUUUAAGUCAUAUCCAAAACAUUUGCACUUCUCUUGCGAAUAUCCAAAAUCAGAAUUCUGAGGGAAAAUUGUUGUCACUUGACAACACUGUUCGUCAUGUCAUGAUGUCAAUCUACAGACAUUUACUCAAUCCUCGUGUCCGCAAUAAGAUCAAGCAUUGCCUGAAAGAUCUUUCAAUCAUGUACGUUCCAACUGUACCGUGUAUGGUUUCAGCUGAUAAAAUUGUUAAAAACAUACACCCUGAUGAACUUGUAAAAGGAUACAUGUAUGCACUGCCAGAUCAGUUUACACAAUUCCUUGAUGUAUUCAUUGACCUUGGUUCAUCAAGGGAUGUACAUGCAAACCUGUAUGCCUGUGUGCUGAAGACACUCUACUGCAAGACAGAAGGAAGACCAUUGAAUUCUAAUGACCUAGGAAGUGUUAAAAAAGCAGUUGAGUCAAUGUUUAAUUGCCUAAAAAGGGAAAAGAAAACUGAAGAAUGCACAUUACAGGUGUCCUCUCUGUAUCUUCCUGACAACAAGUUCCAGUUAACAGACUCUAGACACCUGGUGUUUAACAACAACACUUUACUGUCUGAAAGAGUGAGAUCCCUUGAUUUACAGUAUUUUUUAGGAUUCCAAACACUGAAUUUAUCCGAAAUGAAUAUGGAUCCUCUGGGUUUCUUAGCUAUGCUACCAGAACGUUAUCGACUGCAGACGUUGACAUCUCUGGUUGAAGAAAAUGUUGAUCAAGGCAGUAAGCUAAGAGCAUAUGCAGGUGAUUCAGUCAAGAAAUACAAGACUAGUGUACAGGGGUCUGAAUUUGUUGAAGCAAUUGUGAGACUUGUCAAUCAUGAAAAAUACCAGCAAAAUGAACAAAGUCUGGAACCAUUUGAAGCAAAGAGCAUUGAGGAAAGCCUUGCACAUUUAAAAAUUCUUCAGGUCAAAAACUUGCAGACUGAACUUAGACGGAAUGGAAAUCUGGUGCAUCAGAGUAAGGGAAAAAAGAGGUUUUGUUUGGAAAGUGAAAAAGAAGGCUCUAUUUCGAAAACAUGUCUAUACAUCAACUGCGAGAUACACCAGGUGACAUUACUUGUUGCUUUAGAAACAAUGAUUGAUGAACUGACCUUAUUCAAACUGGGAAGGUCGAUUCGUUAUGUGCAUCACAUUUUUAACUCAGUUCCAGAAAUGAUCAGAAGUCAUUUAGAUGACUUUGAAAUUAGGACAUAUAAUUAUUUUGCAGGACAAAGAGAGCAAACAAUUGUUUCUUCAACUGGGGCGUUUAUACCAGAAGAAAUGCACUGGCUUCUGGACAACAGUUUUGAUGUGUUUAAUGAAGGGGAAUAUGUUGGACUGGAGGUUUACGAUCCCAUCACUGACCCUGGUGUACAAGAUGAAGUUCCUGAAAAUGCCAACCCAGUUUAUAUCUAUGCUGUUGUGAAGAAAGUACUGAGGAAGGAGGUCUUGCCAAUCAGAAGAAUGUAUCUGGUUGAAGUUGGGGAAGGUCGAUUAGAGGAAAUGUCUGGACUAAAGCUUUACAACGUUUUGAGGAAAAACGUAAAUCAGUGUGGAGACUCCGCAUCACAUACUGAUCAAAGGUGUGAGGAAAAUAGACACAGUCUUACACCCUUGUGGAGGAACUGUUCAGAUGAGAAGGAGAGAAACACAGUGAAGAAAAGACUUUACUUGGCCCAGCACCCUGACAGGAAUCCUGAUAGGGAAGCUUUCUUUACCAAAAUAUGUUCGGACAUUAAGAGAACUGCGAUGGAACUUGAAAAUGAGCAUGCUGGGGCAACAUAUCCGUUCUUCUUUGAACAUUUGGACAAGAGAAGUUCUGAACAACAGACCCGUUUUCAGAACUAUGAACGUAGACGUCCAGAUCAGGAUCCAUCAAAAACUAACCCACAACCACAUGAGGCAAAACGAUGGCUGAGACAGGCAAUUGAUGACUUGGCUGCAGCAAAGGAUAUUUUUCCUCCCUGUAGAGGUUUUAAUUGGAUCUGUAACAAGACUCAUCAGGCUGCUGAGAAGGCGGUCCUAGCAGUAUGGUACAGCAGAAGCUCAACCACAGCAGACACACUAAGAAGCAGCAAUGCACUGACAGAAAUCACUUCAGGAUUGGACAAUUCACAGUUGUUGGAUUUGGCAACUCAGCUUCAAUCUUUAGUUGGCGACUACAGCAGAAUGUGCUACCCAGACAGGUUGUCCUUUCCAAGUAUUCCUGCUGCUGUAUACACAGAGAGUCACGCAAGGCAGGCAUGUGUACUUGCAGAGAGUAUUCUGGAAUUGGUGAAGGAGUUGUUUGAUGUAUCAGGCGACACCCCUUUGCGUUUUUAGGAUGUCAAGAACAUUGAUGCAGGUGUCAGGUGUCAGGUACACUGUACGUCUGUGUACUUUAUAUUGAACUUACUUAUAAAGUAAUAACAUGUGCCUACACCAUUAGGGUGAGUUUUCCCGUGAUUCAGUAGAGUUGUUUUUCCAUGUCACACACAUGUAUAUGCACAUACCGAUUUUAACGAUUCAGUACAGAUAAAACAUGUUAGGAAUAUUUUAAACAGUCCCAGUUUUUUGGGUUUUUUUGUAUUAUUAUGUCAUACAAAUGAGCUUGUAAAAAUGUUGCGUCAUUUUAGGCCAAACCAGAAUACCAGAAAAAUAACAGUUUUUUGCCCAAACUGACAGCGACAUAUGCAUACCUUCAAGACUGAAACUAACUGCAAUCUUGUGUGUAGAUUUCAUAAAUUUUACCAGAUAAAACAUAUUUCAACAUAAUUAUGAAACUGUCAUCAUGUGUACGGUUUUCAUCUUUUGAACUAGAUUAAUACUAUUGUAUGUAAUAAGUAUUUAAAUUAAUGAAACCUUAACAUUUGCAUACUUUUUGCGAGUGGAAAUUAAUGAAACAAAUGUCAUGUGUGUAUGUUUCAUGAGUUGGACUGUAUUUAUGUACAUAGUAUUUUGCUAUAACUUGUUUUUAAAUUUCAAGAAAGGAACUGUAGAUCAAUCUUUAUUGUAUGUGUAUAUUCCACAAAUUGAUCUGGAUGAAUUGAUUAUAUUUACAUCAACUCAAAGCUACAUGUACAUACUAUGAGCGGAUCUUAGGUGUAUGUAUUUCAUGUUUCAGCAUACUGAAAGCUACAUGUACAUACUAUGAGGGGAUCUUAGGUGUAUGUAUUUCAUGUUUCAGCAUACUGAAAGCUACAUGUACAUACUAUGAGGGGAUCUUAGGUGUAUGUAUUUCAUGUUUCAACAUACUGAAAGCUACAUGUACAUACUAUGAGGGGAUCUUAGGUGUAUGUAUUUCAUGUUUCAACAUACUGAAAGCUACAUGUACAUACUAUGAGGGGAUCUUAGGUGUAUGUAUUUCAUGUUUCAACAUACUGAAAGCUACAUGUACAUACUAUGAGGGGAUCUUAGGUGUAUGUAUUUCAUGUUUCAACAUACUGAAAGCUACAUGUACAUACUAUGAGGGGAUCUUAGGUGUAUGUAUUUCAUGUUUCAACAUACUGAAAGCUACAUGUACAUACUAUGAGCGGAUCUUAGGUGUAUGUAUUUCAUGUUUCAGCAUACUGAAAGCUACAUGUACAUACUAUGAGGGGAUCUUAGGUGUAUGUAUUUCAUGUUUCAACAUACUGAAAGCUACAUGUACAUACUAUGAGCGGAUCUUAGGUGUAUGUAUUUCAUGUUUCAACAUACUGAAAGCUACAUGUACAUACUAUGAGCGGAUCUUAGGUGUAUGUAUUUCAUGUUUCAACAUACUGAAAGCUACAUGUACAUACUAUGAGGGGAUCUUAGGUGUAUGUAUUUCAUGUUUCAACAUACUGAAAGCUACAUGUACAUACUAUGAGGGGAUCUUAGGUGUAUGUAUUUCAUGUUUCAACAUACUGAAAGCUACAUGUACAUACUAUGAGGGGAUCUUAGGUGUAUGUUUUUUCAUGUUUCAACAUACUGAAAGCUACAUGUACAUACUAUGAGGGGAUCUUAGGUGUAUGUAUUUCAUGUUUCAACAUACUGAAAGCUACAUGUACAUACUAUGAGGGGAUCUUAGGUGUAUGUAUUUCAUGUUUCAACAUACUGAAAGCUACAUGUACAUACUAUGAGGGGAUCUUAGGUGUAUGUAUUUCAUGUUUCAACAUACUGAAAGCUACAUGUACAUACAAUGAGGGGAUCUUAGGUGUAUGUAUUUCAUGUUUCAACAUACUGAAAGCUACAUGUACAUACUAUGAGGGGAUCUUAGGUGUAUGUAUUUCAUGUUUCAGCAUACUGAAAGCUACAUGUACAUACUAUGAGGGGAUCUUAGGUGUAUGUAUUUCAUGUUUCAACAUACUGAAAGCUACAUGUACAUACUAUGAGCGGAUCUUAGGUGUAUGUAUUUCAUGUUUCAACAUACUGAAAGCUACAUGUACAUACUAUGAGGGGAUCUUAGGUGUAUGUAUUUCAUGUUUCAACAUACUGAAAGCUACAUGUACAUACUAUGAGCGGAUCUUAGGUGUAUGUAUUUCAUGUUUCAGCAUACUGAAAGCUACAUGUACAUACUAUGAGCGGAUCUUAGGUGUAUGUAUUUCAUGUUUCAACAUACUGAAAGCUACAUGUACAUACUAUGAGCGGAUCUUAGGUGUAUGUAUUUCAUGUUUCAGCAUACUGAAAGCUACAUGUACAUACUAUGAGGGGAUCUUAGGUGUAUGUAUUUCAUGUUUCAACAUACUGAAAGCCUUCACAUUUGCACGCGUUUCACUAUUAGAAAUAUGAGUCAACCUCUAUUGUAUGUGUAUAUUACAUUAAUUGAACUGGAUGAAUUGCAAACAUUUACAUAAUACUGAACUUAGUGAUAGCUGCAGCAUGUGCAUACCUUGAGUAGAACUUAAUUCAAAUCUUUGUCAGACAUAUAUAUUUCGUGAUUUGAAGUAAAUUAAUACUCUUCUAUGUAAUUAGUAUUGAACUUACUGACAACCAUAACAUUUACUUACUUUUCACUACUGGACAUUAAUGAAACCUUUGUCAUGUGUAUAUAUUUCAUAAUUUGGACUGUUUCUAUCCGGGGACUCAACCAAAAAAAAGUACUAGAAUCUGUACUUUAUUAAGAAAGUGUUAUCCCAAAUAUAACAUUUGUUACAUUUGACCACUUUCUAAAUGGCAUUGUGUAUUCUUAAUAUUCAACAUACUCAAUGCCAUAACAUGUUCAUACAUUUCAAGGAAGCAACUUAUAAUAAACCUUUUUUGUAUGUGUAUAUUACAGAAAUUGACCUGGAUGAAUUGCAAAACAUUUACAAAACACUGAACUGAGUGAUUAUUAAGUUGCGAUAUGUGCAAUCUUUGUCAUGUGUAUAUAUUUCAUGAUUUGGACUGUUUCUUCUCAUUGUUUAUCAGCUUAAUAUUCAACAUACUCAAUGCCAUGACAUGUUCAUACAUUUCAAGGAAGCAACUUAUAAUAAACCUUUUUUUGUUUUGUAUAUGGCAUAAAUUGAACUUGAUAAAUUCAAAACAUUUACAUAAUACUGAACUUAGUGAUAGCUGCAACAUGUGCAUACCUUGAGUGGAACUUAAUUCUAUCUUUGCCAUGUGUAUAUAUUUAUUGAUUUGGUCUGUUUCUAUCCAUUGUUUAUCAAUUUAAUAUUCAACAUACUGAAAGCCAUAACAUGUUCAUACAUUUCAAGGAAGGAACUUAUAAUGAACCUUUUUUGUGUUGUAUAUUACAUAAAUUGAACUUGAUAAAUUCAAAACAUUUACAUAAUACUGAACUUAGUGAUAGUUGCGAUAUGUGCAAUCUUUGCCAUGUGUAUAUAUUUCAUGAUUUGGACUGUUUCUAUCCAUUGUUUAUCAAUUUAAUAUUCAACAUACUGAAAGCCAUAACAUGUUCAUACAUUUCAAGGAAGGAACUUAUAAUGAACCUUUUUUGUAUGUGUAUAUUACAUAAAUUGAACUGUAUGAAUGCAAACAUAUACAUAAUACUGGACGCAGUGAUAGUUGCGACAUAUGCAAUCUUUGUCAGGUGUAUAUAUUUUAUGAUUUGAAGUAAAUUAAUACUUUUCUAUGUGAUUAGUAUUGAACUUACUGACAACCAUAACAUUUACUUACUUUUCACAACUGGACAUUAAUGAAACCUUUGUCAUGUGUAUAUAUUUCAUAAUUUGGACUGUUUUUAUCCAUUGUUUAUCAAUUUAACAUUCAACAUACUGAAGGCCACAACAUGUUCAUACAUUUCAAGGAAGCAAAUUAUAAUAAACCUUUUUUGCAUUGUAUAUUGUAUAAAUUGAACUGGAUGAAUGCAAAACAUUUACAAAAAAAUGAACUUAGUGAUAGCUGCUACAUGUGCUUACUUUGAGUAGAACUUAAUUCAAUCUUUGUCAGGUGUCCAUUUUUCAUGAUUUGAAGUAAAUUAAUACUCUUCUAUGUAAUUAGUAUUGAAUUUACUGACAUCCAUAACAUUAAAAUACUUAUCACGACUGGACAUUCAUGAAACCUUUGUCUUGUGUAUAUAUUUCAUGAUUUGGACUGCUUGUUGCCAUUGUUUAUCAACUUAAUAUUCAACAUACUGAAAGCCAUAACAUGUUCAUACAUUUCAAGGAAGGAACUUAUAAUGAACCUUUUUUGUAUGUGUAUAUUACAUAAAUUGAACUGGAUGAAUGCAAACAUAUACAUAAUACUGAACUCAGUGAUAGUUGCGACAUAUGCAAUCUUUGUCAGGUGUAUAUAUUUCAUGAUUUGAAGUAAAUUAAUACUCUUCUAUGUAAUUAGUAUUGAACUCACUGACAACCAUAACAUUUACUUACUUUUCACAACUGGACAUUAAUGAAACCUUUGUCAUGUGUAUAUAUUUCAUAAUUUGGACUGUUUCUAUCCAUUGUUUAUCAAAUUAACAUUCAACAUACUGAAGGCCACAACAUGUUCAUUAAUUUCAAGGAAGCAACUUAUAAUGAACCUUUUUUGUAUUGUAUAUUGUAUAAAUUGAACUUGAUGAAUGCAAAACAUUUACAAAAAAAUGAACUUAGUGAUAGCUGCUACAUGUGCUUACUUUGAGUAGAUCUUAACAUUUUUCAUGAUUUGAAGUAAAUUAAUACUCCUCCAUGUAAUUAGUAUUGAACUUACUGACAACCACAACAUGUACAUACUUUUCACGACAGUAAAUUAAUGAAACCUUUGUUAUGUGUAUAUAUUUCAUAUCUAAACUGUAUAAAGUACAAAUGAACUUGAUAUUGAACUAACUGAAAGCUUUAAUAUUUGCAUUAUUUAACGACUGGAAAUUAAUUAAAGCUUUGUCAUGUGUAUAUGUGUCAUGAUUUACACUGUAUUUAUACACAUUAUUUAUCCACUUACUAUUCCAAAUAGAACUUUAAAUAAGCCCAAAUUGUAUGUUUAUAGUACAUGAUGUGAACUGAAUGAAACAAACAAAACUUGACAUACAGAUUAACUUCCUGAAAGCCAUAACGUGAAUGCAUUACACGAGUGGAAAUUAAUUAAACCCAUGGCAUGUGUACAGUAUAUAUUUCAUUAUUUGAUCUGUAUUUGUGUACAUUUGUAUAAACUUAAUAUUCAUUAUACAGAAAGCCAUGGCAUGUUUCGGUCAAAAGUCAACCUUUAUUGUAUGUGUAUUUUACAUAAAGUGACCUGAAUGAAUUGCAAAUAUUUACAUAAACCUGAACAUAGUGAAAAGCUGCAACGUGUGCAUACCUUGAAUAUAACUUAAUAUAAUCAUGAUUUGAACUACAUUAAUACUAUUAUAUUUAAUUAACAUCGAAUUGAGGGAGUGUGGUUGUGUGUUAUUUUGUUGUUUUAGGGUUUUAGCUUGGUGAGAGCACGGUCUCGAGCUUUUAGAUGCGGCCUAGUGGGCCUGUUUCAAUUAAGAAAAUACCUAAUGCUUUAAACGUUUUGUAGGUCGUUUAGUGGGUUUAGAAGUGUUGCCAGAGACAUUUGGUUGUUACAGUUUAUUGUUGAUUUGAGGGUUGUUCUGUGUUGUUGUUAGUGUGUGCAGUGUAAUAGUGCAUGUUCAGGUGUUUCUAUAAGGUUACAGUGGGGACAUUUAUCUGUUUGGUGUUUUCUGAUUUUGCGUAGGUGAGAGUUUAGUUUAGUGUGUUCUGUCUGUAAUUUGAUUAUUGCCCUGUCAAAUUUUUUCAUUUAUGUAGGGGGGUUUUGAGUGGCUUUUGGAGCAUCUAUUUUAGUUAACAGAUUUAUUUCUGAUAUUAGUUUUGCCACUUUUGGAAGAUUGUACUCUUAGUGAUACUUUUAAUCUUGGUUUCAGAUAUUGGCAGGUUGAUGCUUAUUUCUUCAAAUUUUAGUGAUGCUUUGGCUGCUUUGUUGGCGUGUUAGUUACCAAACACUCCGAUGUGGGCAAGGAUCCAUACGAAUUCUUUACCUAGAUUGUGGAGUUUGUUUGAGCUUUUGAGUAUCUGUUGAGUUAAUCCAGGUCGAUUUUUUGGUGUUUUUGUUUUCAGUGGCUUAGGUCUACUUAGUGAGUCAGUGAGGAUUAUUUUUUUUUUAAUUUUGGGGUUAUGUAGAGCUGUGGCCAUCCCCAUUAUUUGGCCGUGAAAAUUGAUUGAUUAUUUGAGAGUCUGUAGCAUUUUGUUUCUUUUGUGGGUUGGUAUAUAUGGAUGCCGAAUCCUGUGUGUUUUGAGCACAGGUCAGAGGACCCGUCUGUUUAGAUGUGACACCAAUUGGGCCAUUUUUCGUGUAUGUAUGAUAGUGUGAUAGCUUUAGCGGUAUUAGGGUUGGUUUCUUUAUUUAGUUUGAAGGAGAUUGUUGUGUCUAUAUUGGGGAUUUGUCAUUUGGGUGUGAAAAUGUUGUUUGGUUUUCUGUUUAGUCUUAAAUCGUUUAGGUUGUGUAUGUUUAAGUAGUUGAUUGUGCGUUGAGAGAUUAGUGUUAAUCGUGGGUUUUUCCUGCUAGUAUUUGGUGUUUUAGGCUUAUAUUGUUUUUAAGGAUGUGUUGGAUUGGGGUAUUAUGUUGGGUUGAGACCCAAAAAUUUAUUGUUAACUUUCUCGGUGUUAAUUCAAGGGAAUUUCGGCCGUUAGGGCCUGCAGUGAGGUAAGCGAGGUGCCUUGUUGUGUGCAAGUGAUUAUCUUAGUGUUGUGUUUAAGCUAUUGUAUAUUCGGUAUCCAUAGUCUAUUUUGGAUCUAAUUAAUGAUGUGUAUAAUGAUAGUAGGGUCUCCUUGGACGCCCCCCAGUUGGAACCUGUCAGGCAGCGUAGUGUAUUUCUGUCUUUACUGCAUCUAUUUAGUAGGUCUUUAAUGUGAGCACCCCAGGUUAGAUGUUCAUCAAAGAUUAUAGUCCUAGAAAUUUGGUCUGUUUUGUGAAAUGUAUAGGAUUAUUGUUUAGUUGUACUUUGGGGGGGUUUGCAAGCAUGUUUUUGUGUUUGAAAACUCUCCCUGUGUUUUUUUCCGGUAUGUAGUGAGAAGCCCUAUUUAUUUGCCAAUAAUUGUAUUCUGUUUAAUGGUUUCUGCAAUAAUUUUUGUGCCAUAUUUAUGCUUCUAGUGCGGAUCCAAAGGGCCCCGUCAUCUGCAUAUUUAGAUGUUUGAACUUUAUUUGAUAUUCCCUCGAAUAUUUCGUUUAUCAUAAUGUUGAAAAGAGUUGGGCUUAGAAUGCUGACUUGGGUCGUGCCAUUUUCUAGGGGACACUGGUCCGAUAGCGUUUGGUUGAUUCCGACGGUUGUUUUGCGAUUUGUUAGGAAGUCUUAACUAUAGAAUAUUAUUCGGCCCUUGAGUCCUGCUUUUUGGAGUUUUUGUAUUAGUCUGUUAUGCCACACCAUAUCGAAAGCUUUAGAGAAAUCUAUAAAUAUGCCUACUGUAUAUUGUUUGUUCCAUUGACCCGUUUUAAUGUCUUGUUCUAAUCGGGCGAGGUUGUCUGAGGUUGAGCAGCCUGGGGUGAAUCCACUUUGGUCCUGGUUUAUAUUAUCUUUUUGGUCUAAGUUGUGUUGGAGUCUAUUUUUGACCAUUGCUUCCAUGAUGUUACAUAAAUUUGGGGUUAGGGAGACUGGUCUGUAAGAAUUUACCUCGCCUUCUGGUUUGUUCGGCUUUGGUAUUGGGAUGACCAAAGCCUCUUUCCUUGAAGUCAGACGCUGACCGUUUUGGUAGAUGAGAUUGUAUAGUUUAAGAAGUGAUUCCAGAUAUUUGUGGGUAGUUGUUUAAUUAUUUGGUAUGAGGUUAGGUCCAGACCGAGGGCUGUUCCUUUUUCCGAUUGUUUAAAACAUGGUGUGUUACUCUGUUGGGUAUGGUUGAUUUAUUUCUAAGUCGGGUAAUUUGACAUUUAUUUUCAUUUUUUAAUUGUUUUUGGAAUUCCUCAGAGAAUUACUAUUGCUACUAAUGCCUGAGAAGUGAUUUGCUAGUUUAUUUGCUUUUUGUCUAGGGUUUGUUGAGUUAUUCAUGAUUGAUGUUUUUUUGUUCGUUAAAUGCUUUGGAUUGCAUGUUUUUUACGCCAUACUGUUUUUGCGUCUGUGUGAUGGUUUAUUUCUUUGCAGAAUUUUCUCCAGGUUUUGGGGUGUUUUUUUAUGUUUUGACGAGGUUUUGUACUUGGUGUUUUAGUUGAUGUGCUAGCUUUAGAUGUGUGUGGUCUCGUUUAGCUUUGUUAAAUGCGCUUUUGCUUUUUUUUCUUGUCCCUUCAAUUUCCUUAUGUUGAUAAUGAAGGUCAUGCAGAGGUUAUAAUCCUUAUGUGUAAUCCACUUGGAGGAAAUGAGGAGACUGCUUGUAAUGAAUGCUUUGUCGGGAGAUAUGACCUUUCAUUUUUUUUAAUUCUCACAAGUACAGGAUCAAUUUGAUAAUUAAAUCUAACUUCGACUGGCUUAUUCAUUGCACAAAUAAACGUGCAUGGUACACGGUGCAUAAUUUGCCUGAUGACUGAUGUGGGCAUCUAUCACAUCUAUCUAUUUCAACAUUUCAUUUCAAAGUUUUGAAUGUGUCAUCAGUCUUGAAAAAUGAAAUGAUAUUAUUUUUCUUAUAUAUAUAUAUCAACAUAAUUCUAAACUUAAUAAUUCAAAAUUAAUCUCAUCAAACAUCAAAUCACAUAUGUAUUUUUAACUGUUACAGUGUGACAAAGGCCGUCAGUCUGGAAAACUUAAUGAGAUUUUUUAGUUCUAAUAUCAACCAGCUGAUUCUUAACAGUAACUAAAUAAUUUGAAAUCAAUAGUGAAUAAUGAUCAAAUAAAAUGUAUGCAUCUUGUCUCGACAGUGUGUACGUGGAUGUGUGUUAGCGCUUGUAUAUGCUUGCUACAAAAGUCCAAAAUAGUCUCAAAUUCUCUCCAUUUCUUGGGCCUAUUUGACAAAAGGCACACGUAGUAAACUGACAAUGUGAUAAUGUUACUUACUUGACAAACGGUAUUCGAUGUGGUUUUUAAGUAGUAAAUAAUACUGCAUGCAUGUAUGACUAAUCACUCGUGGUUUAUAUUGAAUAACCUAUAAAUAAAGGCAAUGGUUUGGAAUACCAUAUAGAUGUGAUUUGAACACAUCCACGUCUCGUACAAAACCUUGAUACUGUUCAAUUUUAGUCACAACAAUGUGAAUGUUCUACAUACAUUUCACACUUAGUUAUCAGUACUGGAUUUGGUUAAUAGCUCUAUAUAAUCUUAAGUAGAUUACUCUUGAUCCUUGCUAAACAUACUCUAUUUGUGUAGUUUCUAUUUUUAUGAUUUGUAACAGAACAGUUGAUAGUGUUAAAAAGAAAAGACUUGUGCAUUUAGUUCAUGUUGAUGAUUACUAGACAGUGAAUAUGAUAACUGGUACUAAAUAUGAUAACUGUAUUGAAUAUGAUGACAGUACCGAAUAUAACAGUACUGAAUAUGAUAACAGUACUGAAUAUGAUAACAGUACUGAAUAUGAUAACUGUACUGAAUAUGAUAACAGUACUGAAUAUGAUAACAGUACUGAAUAUGAUAACAGUACUGAAUAUGAUAACAGUACUGAAUAUGAUAACAGUACUGAAUAUGAUAACUGUACUGAAUAUGAUAACAGUACUGAAUAUGAUUCUGUUUACCGCAAAAGAUAACGAUGACUGAAUAUUAUUACCACAACUGAAUAGUCCCACGUAAGAUUCGGGUUAGAAUUGGCCUUCAACAUCCCAUGCUUGUCAUGGGCGACUAACAGGAUCAGGUGGUCAGGCUUAGUGACUUGUACAGAAUUAUUGUCGUGAUGUCGAUCACUGGAUUGUCUGGUCCAGACUCGAUUAUUUACCGGCCAACGUCAUUAAGCUGGAGUAUUGCGGAGUGCCACGUUAAACAACAUACAAACUACUACUACUACUACUACCACUACUACUACUACUAUUGUUGUAAUGAACCUGAUCACUGUUUUUGUUUGUUGUUUAACCUCGACACUUGGCAAUAUUCCAGCUAUACGAUGGCGGGGAAAUGAUUACUAGUACUGAUCAUGAAUAUAAUGACUUGUACUGAAUAUGUAUGUGCUUCUGCUUUUUGUCCCAUUACCCAAUCAUUUAUUAAAAUAUUCUAACUUUG
This is a messenger RNA of Haliotis rufescens (red abalone), 20342 nucleotides long. Its product is annotated as sacsin-like. Gene Ontology annotation, molecular function: Hsp70 protein binding. Lineage: Eukaryota; Metazoa; Mollusca; Gastropoda; Lepetellida; Haliotidae. Bases 296 to 10255 code for a protein of 3319 amino acids. The record is from RefSeq and is a predicted model, not a curated record. The transcript is spliced from 8 exons.